This is a messenger RNA of Brassica rapa (field mustard), 2164 nucleotides long. Its product is annotated as dirigent protein 22. The record is from RefSeq and is a predicted model, not a curated record. NCBI's taxonomy places the organism in Eukaryota, Viridiplantae, Streptophyta, Magnoliopsida, Brassicales, Brassicaceae.
UACUCUGGUCUCAACAUUUUUAUUAAAAACUUAAAAUAACCAAUGACAAGUUGACAACAUAGUGUUUCUUUAACUCUUGCUUGUUUAGCAAGAGUAUCAACUAUAUUUAGAUAGUCUCUAGAGACAGAAAGGUGUAACUACAAUUCCUUAAUAACUCUGUGACGUCCUGUAACACGAAAGAUGCCUCUGUGAUACACAAGAGUACUACUAUCAACUAUAUUUAGAUAGUCUCUAGAGACAGAAAGGUAUAACUACAAUUCCUUAAUAUAUCUAUGACGUCUUGUAGCACGAAGACUUAAAAGUGUCAACAAUAAGUCCGAUACAUCGUGUCACCAAACAAAAGAAAUCUACCAGUUGUGUCAUGCCGCGUUGUUGGUAAUAAGUACGUAACUCAACUCGUUUAAAUACUUAAUUUACAAAUAAUUUUCAUAACGUUGUACAAUAUUUAAUACGUAGUAAAAGAUUCGAAAUUCAAAGACGCAAAGAACAAAACAAGAAAAUAGAAGUCUCCUAAGAAUAACAAAAUGUAGAGCGUGAGAAUAAAAAUCAAUAACAAAAAUGGCUUACGGCGAAAAUAUCAUGAGAAAACAUCUCAAUUUGCCCAUGACUUAUUCGUUUGUAUUUUAUAUUUAAGCUUUGAAUAUUAUACAAUAUUUUCAAAAUCAAUAUUUUACCAUAAAUUAAUCAUACGACUCGAUGACAAAUUAAUGCUAGUGUGCUAUAGCUAGGCCAAUUAAAAUAAUACUUUGUCCACCAUUUUUUCCUAACAAUUAUCAAAAUUUUCGUAAAUUAUGCAUAUAACACUUCACAAAAAAAUACAAGGAACUAAAAUUCCAGUUUAUCCACAAAAAUAAACAAAACUAAUAAUUUUCACUCUAAAAGACUUCUCAGCGAAUGCCUUCUUUUCUAAUAUAUAUAUAGAGUAAAACUUCUAAUAUAUAAAAUCACUAUCUUUUUCCAUACUUGUUUAUUGUAUCUAUAUAUAGCUCGCUAUCUAUGUAUGUUUUAUAAUGAUGCGUGUGUAGGAAGAUGUCUAUGUACGUAGGCUAGUUACAAGAUUGUUAUAAAAGUACAACUCUCAUUUUCUACAUGAUUGUCAAGCCAUAUCACUCUGGAAACAUACGUGGCUCAAUAGUAGUAUGCAUAGACGAUGUAUGCGGAUUUUAGUGCAUAUGCAUGUUUAUGUAGAUUUAGUGAGAAUGGAUCAUAUGCAUGUUUAUGUGAUUUAUGCAUAGAACAUCUCUACAAUGGGUUGAUUGAUAUAAAGACUUGAAAGUAUCAACAAUAAGUCCAUGAAUGGUGUCACCAAACAAAAGAAAUCUACCUGUUGUGUCCUACCGCGUUGUUGGUAAGUAGAUUAACUCAUAUCGUUUAAAUACUUUAAUUUACAAAUAAAUUCUACAUCAAUCUUUAGAUUUAGCACAUAACUUCAUCAAUAUAUAUACAUCCAUUGUUAACAAGAACUGAGAACAAAACAUAAACACAGAUCUCUACAAAAGAAAACAGCUUAUCACAAACAUGUCAAAGCUCAUUCUAAUCCUCGCCGUACAAAUCCUCCUUGUCACAACCUUUGCCUCCGCCGUAGACCGUGGAGACUUCGCAAGAACAAUGAACCCGAAGCGCCUCCACAUGAAAGAGAAACUCACUCAUCUCCGAGUAUACUGGCACGACAUCAUAAGCGGUCGAAACCCUAGUGCCAUCGUGAUCAAAAAGCAUGUUGCGAAGCACUCCUUCGGAUCAAUCACAAUGAUAGACAACGCACUAACAUCUGAUGUGCCGAUUAACUCUACUUUGGUGGGCCAGGCCCAAGGUUUCUACGCAGGAGCGUCCCAACAUGAGACAAGUUUCUUGGUGGCGAUGAAUUUCGCUUUCAAGACAGGGAAGUAUAAUGGAAGUACGAUCACGAUUCUUGGUCGGAACUCAAUUUUUUCUGAGGUUAGGAAAAUGUCGGUGGUCGGAGGAAGUGGGAUCUUCCGAUUCGCUAGAGGUUAUGUCGAGCUUAGGACUAAAUGGUUCGAUCAACAAUCAGGAGAUGCCACCGUUGAGUAUAACUGUUUUGUCUUGCAUUACUAAGAUAGUUGAUUAUAAUAAUUAAUAAGACUGUGUCCGCUAUGUACUUCUUAUUUUGAUUUAGAAUUAUAAUAAGAGUGCUAUUUUAUGUUUA